CAUCAUUCGCCUUUGGCGAUCCGCAUCGUGUUGGUCGGGUUCAUCUUAUCGUAGCAGUUUGUCGCACUACACGUAAUCGAGCCGAGUAAAUCGCCGUCAUGUCAAUUCCAAACAGCGAUCAUGAAAAGAGAAAGCAGAUUUCGGUGCGUGGCAUCGUUGACGUUGAGAACGUUGGGAACUUUAAGAAGACCUUUAACAGGCAUCUUCACUACACCCUAGUGAAGGAUCGUAAUGUCGCCACAAGUCGCGAUUAUUUCUUCGCCUUGGCCCACAGUGUCAAGGACAAUCUCGUAUCACGAUGGAUUCGCACCCAGCAGCAUUAUUACGAGAAAGAUCCUAAGAGAGUAUAUUAUUUAUCUUUGGAAUAUUAUAUGGGAAGAUCGCUGCAAAACACAAUGAUCAAUUUAGGGAUACAAGGAGCAUGCGACGAAGCUAUGUAUCAGAUGGGUUUGGAUAUAGAAGAAUUGGAAGAACUUGAAGAAGACGCCGGACUCGGUAACGGAGGACUAGGUCGUCUAGCUGCCUGCUUUUUAGAUAGUAUGGCCACAUUAGGUUUAGCCGCUUAUGGAUACGGUAUACGUUAUGAAUAUGGUAUAUUCGCACAGAAAAUAAAAAACGGUGAGCAAAUAGAGGAGCCCGACGAUUGGCUUAGAUAUGGCAAUCCUUGGGAAAAAGCUCGGCCAGAAUUUAUGUUGCCGGUGAACUUUUAUGGCCAUGUGAUUGACACUUCCGAGGGCAAGAAGUGGGUGAAUACGCAGGUUAUUUUUGCCAUGCCGUAUGAUAGUCCAAUUCCUGGCUACAAAAAUAAUGUUGUUAACACAUUGAGGCUGUGGUCCGCAAAAUCGCCUAUAGAAUUUAAUUUGAAGUUUUUUAACGAUGGUGACUAUAUACAGGCGGUGAUUGAUCGUAAUCUGGCAGAAAAUAUUUCUAGAGUUCUUUAUCCCAACGAUAAUUUCUUUGAAGGCAAAGAACUCAGAUUGAAACAGGAAUACUUUAUGGUAGCUGCUACUCUGCAAGACAUCAUCCGAAGAUAUAAAGCUAGUAAAUUCGGCUCAAGGGAGCAUCAUAGAACUGAUUUUAAAGCUUUCCCUGAUAAAGUAGCUAUUCAACUCAACGACACGCAUCCGUCCCUAGCUAUUCCCGAGCUGAUGAGAAUCCUUAUCGAUGUUGAAAGACUGUCUUGGGAGGAGGCUUGGGACAUUACGACACGUACAUGCGCCUAUACAAAUCAUACGGUUCUUCCCGAAGCAUUAGAAAGAUGGCCCACUCAUAUGUUGGAGAGUAUUCUUCCAAGGCAUUUGCAGAUCAUUUAUGAGAUAAAUCACUUGCAUCUUCAAAAUGUCGCAGCUAAAUGGCCUGGCAAUAUGGACCGUAUUCGUCAAAUGUCCUUGGUAGAAGAGGAAGGUGAAAAGAGAGUCAAUAUGGCUCAUCUGUCAAUCGUUGGUAGUCAUGCCAUAAACGGAGUUGCUCGUAUUCAUUCAGAAAUUCUCAAAGACAGUGUCUUCCGAGCCUUUUAUGAACUGACACCGGAGAAAUUUCAAAACAAGACAAACGGUAUCACGCCGAGAAGAUGGUUGCUACUUUGUAAUCCAAAUCUGUCCGAUAUAAUUGAAGAAAAAAUCGGUAGUGAAUGGACAGUUCAUCUAGAACAAUUGGAGCAAUUGAAGAAGUGGGCGAAGGAUCCGGUAUUCCAACGUAACGUUGUUAAAGUCAAACAGGAAAAUAAAUUGCGACUAGCUCAAACAUUAGAGAAAGAAUAUGGCGUUCGGGUUAAUCCGGCAUCUAUCUUUGAUAUCCAGGUGAAGCGUAUACACGAGUACAAACGACAAUUAUUGAAUUGUUUACACGUCAUCACUUUAUACAAUCGAAUAAAAAAAGAUCCGUCUGCUCAUUUUGUUCCGAGAACCGUGAUGAUAGGUGGUAAAGCAGCGCCAGGUUAUCAUCUGGCGAAGAAGAUCAUUAAACUUAUCUGCAGCGUUGCUAACGUUAUCAAUAAUGAUCCGAUCGUCGGCGAUAAGCUCAAGUUAAUCUUCCUUGAAAAUUAUCGCGUGACUCUGGCCGAAAAGAUCAUACCAGCCGCGGAUUUGAGCGAGCAAAUUUCGACUGCUGGCACCGAGGCGUCUGGCACUGGCAAUAUGAAAUUUAUGCUGAACGGCGCAUUGACCAUUGGUACUUUAGAUGGAGCAAAUGUAGAAAUGGCGGAAGAGAUGGGUAAUGAAAACAUCUUCAUUUUUGGUAUGACAGUGGUGGAAGUAGAGGCUCUACAAAAAAAAGGUUAUAAUGCGUACGAUUAUUAUAACAAAUUACCGGAAGCUAAACAAUGUAUCGAUCAAAUCCAAGGAGGAUUCUUCAGCCCAAAUAACCCUGAUGAAUUCCGAGAUAUCGCUGAUGUAUUGCUUAAGUGGGAUAGAUUCCUACUCCUAGCUGAUUAUGAAAGCUAUAUAAACAUGCAGGAUCGUGUUAGCAAAGUCUAUCAGGACGAGAACAAGUGGGUAGAAAUGGCUAUCCAUAACAUAGCAUCGUCGGGAAAAUUCUCAUCAGAUCGUACAAUAGCGGAGUACGCGCGCGAGAUUUGGGGUGUUGAACCGAACUGGCAGAAACUCCCGGAUCCACACGAUCCUCGUGAUAUUUAAAUAAAUUCGCCACUAUUUUUUCAUAAAGUAUCUCGAUAUUGUCUAUCUUCUUUCAUAACUAAUAAUAUCCUCCUGUCGUAAACGAUAAUGUUUAGGACAUUAAUGCCAAAAUAAUCAUAAUUGCACAAAAAAAUAGUAGGAAUUAUUAUUUGCAAGUAUACAGAAUGUUUCAAAAUUCGCGAGUUAUAAAUUCGCAAAAUACCACAGU
Trachymyrmex cornetzi is the source of this 2841-nucleotide messenger RNA. RefSeq names its product glycogen phosphorylase (gene Glyp). Gene Ontology annotation, cellular component: cytoplasm. Gene Ontology annotation, biological process: glycogen catabolic process. Bases 99 to 2633 code for a protein of 844 amino acids. Gene Ontology annotation, molecular function: glycogen phosphorylase activity; pyridoxal phosphate binding. The transcript is spliced from 11 exons. The record is from RefSeq and is a predicted model, not a curated record. Lineage: Eukaryota; Metazoa; Arthropoda; Insecta; Hymenoptera; Formicidae.